GGGAGACCGCGCCGGUUGGGACUCAAUCUCUGCCCGCCGUGCCUGGCCCGCUUCCCUGGUGCUCGCUCCGUGCCCGACACCUGGCUGGGCGCCCCACGACCGUCGCCGGUUCGAUCCCUCCCUUCAGCUUUGCGACACUUGCAAAGAUGUCUUCCAGAAGUCCUAAAGAUUUAAUUAAAAGUAAAUGGGGACCAAAGCCUAGUAACUCCAAAUCAGAAACUGCAUUACAGAAAUUUAGGGGAGAAAUUGCAGCCUUAAAAACAACAGUGGAUGAAAUCGCAAGUGGAAAAGGAAAGCUGACUGAUCAAGAAAGACACAGGCUUUUGGAGAAAAUUCGAGUCCUUGAAGCUGAGAGGGAAAAGAAUGCUUAUUGCCUCACAGAGAAGGACAAAGAAAUACAGCGACUCAGAGACCAGCUGAAAGCUAAAUACAGUACUACUACAUUGCUUGAACAGCUGGAAGAGAAAACAAAGGAAGGGGAAAGGAGGGAACAGCUGUUAAAAUCCCUGUCUGAAGAGACAGAUGUAUUGAAAAAACAGUUGUCUGCUACAACCGCUAGGCUUGCUGAACUUGAAGGCAGAGCCAAUACACUUCAUUUAUCACAGACUGUGGCUGCAAGUUGCUUCAAUGCGUCAGUGAGUAGUAUUCAUGAAAUGGAAACACAGCUGAAAGACGCUCUGGAGAAAAACCAGCAAUGGCUUGUGUAUGAUCAGCAGCGAGAGGUCUACGUUAAAGGACUUUUAGCGAAGAUCUUUGAGUUGGAACAGAAAUCGGAAACAGCUGCUCAUGCAGUCUCACAGCAGACAAAACAGACUGCAUCAGAAGGUUGUCUUCAAGAAGAAAAGCAGAAAUUUUACAACCAUCUCUUGGCAAAUGCAAAAAAUGAUCUUGAGGUGCAGCGACAAACCAUCACUCAGUUGAAUUUUGAACUUAGUGAAUUUCGAAGAAAGUAUGAAGAAACCCAGAAAGAAGUUCAAGAUUUAAAUCAACUGCUGUGUUCACAAAGAAAGGCAGAUGUACAGUAUCUGGAAGAUGACAGACAUAAAACAGAGAAAAUACAAAGGCUCAAGGAAGAGAAUGACCUUGCCAGGGAAAAACUUGAGGAAGAGAAGAAGAGAUCUGAAGAGCUCUUAUCUCAGGUCCAGCUUCUUUACACGUCUCUGUUAAAGCAGCAAGAGGAACACACAAGGAUGGCUCUGUUGGAACAACAGAUGCAGGCAUGUAGUUUAGACUUCGAAAAUGAAAAACUUGACCGUCAAAAUAUGCAGCAUCAAUUGCAUGUAAUUAUUAAGGAGCUCCAAAAAGCAAGAAAUCAGAUAACACAGUUGGAAUCCUUGAAGCAGCUUCGUGAGUUUGGUUUCACAGAGCCAUUAGUCACCUUCCAGAGAGAGACUGAAAAAAAAGUAAAAGUCGCGUCACCAAAAAGUCCCACUGCCGCACUCAAUGAAAGCCAGGUGGGGUGUCCCAAGUGCAACAUCCAGUAUCCAGUCACCGAGCAUCGAGAUCUGCUUGUCCACGUUGAAUACUGUUCCAAGUAGCAAUAUCAUUAUUCUUUUGUUUCUGUGUCAAAAGAUUCAAUACUGUAUCUUUCAUUAGCGUAUGGACAUUUUGAAUUACUUAUUUCACCUCAGAUCAGAAACAGCCAACCUACCUUUGAGACUCUGGCAUAGGAGUGAAUUAUUGGUUUUUGUUUUUUUGGGUUUCUUUGCCUGCUUUGCAUCUUCCUUGGCAAUGAUACCUCCCUGAGAUGGUUCAUCUCCAGGCUUCGGUGACAGAAUGUGAAGAGCAUUGAAUGCUGAGACGACUAACAUUUUGCACGUUUAAAGUACUUGAUGGAGGCAAGAUAGUUCAAGUUAUACCAAUGAGCAAAUAUUUUAUGUAUUCAAAUUUUUAAAAAUCAAAGGUAAUUAACCAAGGAUCUUAUUGUGUUAGUAUUUUUUUAAUCCAAGCACUUAGUAAAUCUACAAUUCUGACUUUGAUGUCCAUUGUGAAAAGAUGGCGAUACCUUUUUUCAUUUUUUUUCCUUUCUACGAUAGAGUGGUUCUUAGAAAAGUGGAGGAUUUUCUUGAUCUUCAUUGCUGCUUACUGUUGAAACGAUGAACCUAGCUGUGUUUUAAGCACAAAGCAGAUUCUGUUUAAGGACUACUCCCAAGUAGCACACAAUGUUUUUUUCAAAUGUUAACUGGCCGUAACUUUGACUUGAAUUUCAUUACCACGUGUUGGUCAUCUAAAAUUGUUAAAAUGAAUUUUAACAAAACCGCCUAGCCCUAUCUUUUGAUUUGCAGAUGUUUUAUUUAUUUAUUUUUGGCACACUUGAAAGCUAGGCAAUGCAAUGAGCAGAUUUUUGCUUAUCUGAAUAUAUAUUUUUAUACAUGUGUGUGUAAACUCAAAAUCUUUUUAUUUCUUCAGGUUUUCUAAAAUGCUUAACACUGGGCUACUGUUAGUAAUAUAAAGGAGAAAAGAAUAAAAUUAUUUAAUACGUUU
Messenger RNA from Vicugna pacos (alpaca), 2484 nucleotides. RefSeq names its product centrosomal protein 55 (gene CEP55). Gene Ontology annotation, biological process: regulation of phosphatidylinositol 3-kinase/protein kinase B signal transduction; mitotic cytokinesis; establishment of protein localization. Gene Ontology annotation, cellular component: midbody. The record is from RefSeq and is a predicted model, not a curated record. NCBI's taxonomy places the organism in Eukaryota, Metazoa, Chordata, Mammalia, Artiodactyla, Camelidae.